Messenger RNA from Paraphaeosphaeria sporulosa, 632 nucleotides. RefSeq lists its product as uncharacterized. Lineage: Eukaryota; Fungi; Ascomycota; Dothideomycetes; Pleosporales; Didymosphaeriaceae. Bases 93 to 470 code for a protein of 125 amino acids. The transcript has 2 exons. The record is from RefSeq and is a predicted model, not a curated record.
GCCAACAACACCACCGGCAUCACGCGCGCUGCUGAUGGAUCGUCUCCGCUGUGGGCGAACGCGUAGUGCUGGCUGACGUCCGACAGCCCGACAUGUGCGCAAUGCAAUGCCUCACCGGGGACCGCUGCCCAGCCGCCACUGCAUUGGUCGCCGACUCUCUCUGCAGCCUCGAUAGCACCCAUGCUAUCAACAGGAACAGGAAAUUACAUGUCGGGAGACAUGGGCUUCUUGGAUUAUGCCUCUCCACGUCGACCUGCCUGGCAAUAAUGGCAUGCGGUUCCCAAGCAUGGACUCCAGCGACGAUGGGUGACCCCGCAUUCAAGGCCAUGUCAGACCGACCGGGUCUAGCGUGCCAAGCCUGCAGACAAUUCGCCCUAGCUCAACCUCACACACAGCUCUCUUUCUUUCUCACGUCCGCCUCCGUCCUCCAACACCAACAACCAUAUACCCGGUGUCAUCCAGCCUCGUGACCGCCGCUUUCGAUACGCGGCUGAGGCUGCGUCAAGCUUUGACGCGGCGUCUCACUGUAAGUUGCCCUCCGCCACUGCUGCUGCUGCCCGGCCCGCCCGUGACGCGAAAUGAUGAACACCUUUAUUGGAGCUGUCCUAUUGUCCAUGAGGACUCUUUAUUAA